Molecule: messenger RNA, 1779 nt
Organism: Penicillium roqueforti
Lineage: Eukaryota; Fungi; Ascomycota; Eurotiomycetes; Eurotiales; Aspergillaceae
Product: GMC family oxidoreductase
Exons: 3
Coding region: 1-1779 (592 amino acids)
Molecular function (GO): oxidoreductase activity, acting on CH-OH group of donors; flavin adenine dinucleotide binding
Source: RefSeq, a predicted model, not a curated record
AUGCGCAGCCUCAUCGGCCUUGCACUGCUUCCACUAGCGGUUGCAGUUCCCCACACCUCACAAAAGUCAGAGUCGACUUACGACUACAUCAUUGUUGGAGGUGGCACCAGUGGCCUCGUCGUUGCAAACCGAUUGUCCGAGAAAAAGGACACCACUGUCCUGGUGAUCGAAGCCGGCGGCUCCGUUUAUAACAACCUAAAUGUGACCGACACUCUCGGAUACGGCAAAGCGUUUGAUACCGACAUUGACUGGGCCUACAAAACGAUAGACCAAGAAUAUGCCGGUGGUUCCCCACAAACAAUACGUGCCGGAAAGGCACUCGGAGGAACAUCGACCAUCAACGGCAUGGCGUACCUCCGUGCCCAGGCAGCUCAGAUCGAUGCGUGGGAGACCGUCGGAAAUAAGGGCUGGAACUGGAAGACUCUGCUCCCCUACUUCAAAAAGGGCGAACACUUGCAAGAUCCGGCACAGUACCCAUUCUUGGAUGGAUCCGGUGUUGCUUUUGAUCCGGCCUACCACGGCUUUACUGGACCACUGAAGGUUGGCUGGUCUUCAACACAGUUGAACGACGGCCUUGCUCAGAAAUUGAACACUACCUAUCAGAACCUUGAUGUUCCUGUUCAGUACAACCUGGACCCCAAUGGCGGAGAUAUGGUUGGAUACAGCUUGUAUCCCAAGACGGUUGAUUCUGAGCUCAAUAUCCGUGAGGAUGCUGCUCGUGCCUACUAUUAUCCCUACCAGAACCGAAACAAUCUCCUUGUCUGGCUCAACACACACGCCAACAAGAUUACCUGGAAGAAUGGCCAUGAGGUCACUGCGAAUGGUGUCGAGGUCACUUUUUCCAAUGGCACAACCACCGUGGUUAAGGCUACUCGUGAAGUAAUCCUCGCUGCUGGAGCAUUGAAAUCUCCCGUUCUGCUCGAGCUUUCCGGCAUCGGAAACCCAAACAUUCUUUCCAAGUACGGAAUCGCCACCAAAAUUAACCUGCCAACUGUCGGCGAAAACCUGCAGGACCAAAUGAACAAUGGUCUCCAGUUCGACUCGAAGAAAACCUACAGCAGCAACAAGAGUGCCGACUACGUCGCCUACCCCUCAGCAUCCCAGCUCUUCCCCAACUCCACAGCGCUCGGAGCCGAGCUUCUUCGCGAGCUUCCCGCUUAUGCAGCACAGGUUGCAUCCGCCAAUGGCAACAUCACCAAAGCCCGCGACAUAUACCGCUUCUUUAAGAUCCAGUGGGAUCUGAUCUUUAAAUCUGGUAUCCCUGUUGCGGAGAUCCUGUUGUCGGCCUCUGGAACCUCGUAUAGCAGCGAAUACUGGGGGUCUGUUCCGUUCUCUCGCGGCAGCGUUCACCUCUCUUCCGCGGACCCCACCGCGGCGGCUAUCAUUGACCCCAAGUACUUCAUGCUGGACUUUGAUCUACAUUCUCAGGUGGAGGCGGCGCGGUUUAUUCGUGAGAUUUUCAAAACUGAACCAUUUGCUGAUAUGGUUGGUCCUGAAACCAGCCCCGGUCUUUCUACUGUUGCUGCUGGUGCUGAAGAUGAGGGCUGGGCUGAUUUCAUCAAAGGUCAAUACCGAUCAAACUUCCACCCGAUCACCACAGCUGCCAUGCUUCCCAAGGAGAUUGGUGGUGUUGUCGACUCGUCGCUGAAGGUUUACGGAACCUCGAAUGUUCGUGUUGUGGACGCUUCCGUCAUGCCUUUCCAGGUUUGCGGUCACCUUCAGAGUACCGUCUAUGCGGUUGCUGAGCGUGCGGCCGAUAUCAUCAAGGCGUGCUCCUAG